Orbicella faveolata is the source of this 745-nucleotide messenger RNA. Its product is annotated as translation initiation factor eIF2B subunit beta-like. Gene Ontology annotation, molecular function: guanyl-nucleotide exchange factor activity; translation initiation factor activity. Gene Ontology annotation, cellular component: eukaryotic translation initiation factor 2B complex. Gene Ontology annotation, biological process: translational initiation. NCBI's taxonomy places the organism in Eukaryota, Metazoa, Cnidaria, Anthozoa, Scleractinia, Merulinidae. The record is from RefSeq and is a predicted model, not a curated record.
AAACUUGGCACAAUUGUUGGGUUUGGUGAGAAAAUGACUGAGACAAAAAGGUAGGUAAAAAUAUAACCUCCUGCUGGUUCUGCCUGGUUUUCUCAUUGACACACUCUUAAAGAAGUUUGAUUGUAGUUUUAUCCAGACGACCUAGGUUACGAACUUACCGUAAGCCUCUCCCUUCGAUAUUCUGUUGAAAUUUGAGAGUGUUGUUACUAUGUUUUUUCCUUCAGUCUUCUUUGAACUUUGUUGUUUGCACACGCAUGUAACAAAAUGUGUAUCCAAUUAGCUUUUACUUCUUCUUACACUUCUUCAUGUUUUAAAUCUGUUCUGGUCUCGACAGCCACCGAUUUCGGCACUACAGUGUAUACCGUAAGUUGUAUAUUGACAUCUUUUGUUCUUUUCUACAGCUAAUCGUGUGUGCGGCCAUGUAUAAGCUUACACCACAGUAUAUCGUGUCAUAUGACCAGGAUAGCUGCAAUAAAUUCGUCGUUCCUCAUGAUGUUAUGAAGUUCUCCGAAGGAAACAUAUUGUCUAAAAUUGAUGUCCACAAUCCAGUGUUUGACUACAUACCGCCAGAUUUAGUAAACCUUUGCAUUUCAAACAUUGGUGGUUAUUCUCCGUCUUACGUGUAUCGACUUGUCAGUGAGCUAUAUCAUGCAGAUGACAACUGCUUAUGACAAGGCCAGUAGUGGCUGCGCCCAUGUACACGACUAUUCUCACAGAAGCACACUUUCACACACGACUCCUGUUU